GUGCCAUAACCUCUCCACUAUGGGCACCAAGGCGCCCCCCGUCGUGGCACCUGACGUCAAGGCGCCCCCAUGUAGUGCCAAGGCGUCCCUCACCAAGGAGUCCCCCAACUACGUGCAGACGCCUUACAUAUUUCCCUAUCCCAACCCAAAGUGUUUGGUAGACGAGAGAAGUCAAAGUCCGACUACCAAUUUUAGUAGUUUGUAUAAUCCUUCUUCAUUGGAAGAAGAAACUAACAUUGGCAAGCCCUACAGUAAUGAGAAUGGGAAGAUAGAUAACAGCUAUCCUUCUUACUGCAACAAUGCCGACCAAAAUGUUUCUUCCAAUUUGUAUGAUGAUGCCACCAACAAAACUAGCAGAGGUCAUGGAGGACCCCGAGGAGAUUCAGUGUCUAUGUUGGAUGAGGAACAUGGCAUGGGAAAAAUAAAUGGCAUGCCAAUUUCUGAUGCCAUUGACCUUUAG
Molecule: messenger RNA, 460 nt
Organism: Ilex paraguariensis (yerba mate)
Lineage: Eukaryota; Viridiplantae; Streptophyta; Magnoliopsida; Aquifoliales; Aquifoliaceae
Source: the annotation of a GenBank genome assembly